AGCUCUAUAACCAACCAGCCAUCCCACCAUGUCUUUCAUCUCCAUCUCACCACCACCGACCCCUUCCGGCCCCGUCCCCGCCGGUCUCAUCGAUCCCGGCAUCCUCACCCCCUCCUCACUCGUAGCAAUUCUCUCCGCCCUCUUGAACCCGCAAACCGGCUCCUUAACACACGUGGUCCAAUCCCUCUCCGUGCUCCUCUCCGCCUCCGCUACGGGCGCCUCCCUCUCCCUGUCCUUCUUCCUGGUGCCUCGCCUUCUCGAGUCACCCACCCCGCUGAUGCUCACCCAGUGGCGGCGCACUUACGAGCAGACGUUUUCCACUUUGAACCGGGCCGGCGCCGCCGCGGCGUUGGGCUAUCUCUUGCUGGCUUGGCGUUUUGGCGUUCGGUAUUCUUCGGAAAUCGUGAGUGGUGGGAGAGGGAUGCAAGCGUUGAAGUUGGUGAAGAGGGGGAGAAUGUACGCUGUUGCUGGAGCGCUGUUGGUGCUGGGUAUGGCGCCGUAUGGGUGGGUGGUGCUCGGAGGAGUGGAGAGGAGGUUGGUGGCGAGGGCGGAGGCCGUGGAGAGGGCGAUGAGGCAGAAGGGAGUGGAUGUGGAGGUUGGGGAGUUGGGCGGUGGUGGGAGUAGUGGGGGGCUGAAGAGGAGGCAGUCGGUUAGGGGGAAGGGUAUGGAGAGGAAGAAGGGAAGGGAGGGUAGUGAUAAAGAUGGUAAGGGGAAGGGUAAAGAGAAAGAGAAGGAAAGGGAAAGAAAUGUAGAGGAGGAGGAUUCUUCUAGGGAAGGUGACGAUGAGGUUGGCUUGGGCGAAAAGGUGGAUAUGAAGGCUGUGGAAGUCGGGGCAAAGUAUUGGGUUGAUCAAUGGGGUGUGUUGAAUCUGGGCAGGGCGGCGAUGAUAGCUGCUUCUGCGGUUAUGGGAUUGAGUGCUUCGCUUUGGAACUAAGACCGGGCCGAAUGGAUGAAUCGAAGCUGUUUGGUGGGCAAGAGACGUGAAAGAGGAUUGAGCCUACGGGAUUUUGAAGCGUCACUUGGAAGAACAAUUUGGAUGGACAAUCACAAGCUUCCACUUGGUAGCAUCGAGAUAAGCAGGAUAGUGAAUUGGGGUUUUCCAUUUGGGUUCAUGCUAAUAAGUCAAAUGCUAUGCCU
Messenger RNA from Neurospora tetrasperma FGSC 2508, 1137 nucleotides. RefSeq lists its product as uncharacterized. The coding region runs from base 29 to 934 and encodes 301 amino acids. The record is from RefSeq and is a predicted model, not a curated record. The transcript has a single exon. Lineage: Eukaryota; Fungi; Ascomycota; Sordariomycetes; Sordariales; Sordariaceae.